Toxotes jaculatrix (banded archerfish) is the source of this 3763-nucleotide messenger RNA. It is a transcript of the gene dhtkd1, whose product is annotated as dehydrogenase E1 and transketolase domain containing 1. Gene Ontology annotation, biological process: tricarboxylic acid cycle. Bases 70 to 2841 code for a protein of 923 amino acids. Gene Ontology annotation, molecular function: thiamine pyrophosphate binding; oxoglutarate dehydrogenase (succinyl-transferring) activity. NCBI's taxonomy places the organism in Eukaryota, Metazoa, Chordata, Actinopteri, Toxotidae. The record is from RefSeq and is a predicted model, not a curated record. The transcript is spliced from 17 exons.
AUGGCCGCCGUCCUGUAGCCGUUACUUAGCUGCUGUCACAUGAACGAUUAAAACUUUACACUUUAAAACAUGUCGACCGUACUUUUCCUCAAAACCUCGCUCAGCAGACUGCCGCCGAGCGUCGCCCGGCAGGUUGUCGGCUGCUGUUAUCACACCGAGAAAGGUGUAUACGGCUACCGACCCAAACAGACCGAGAGGGACCACAAGUUGCAGAGCGAUCGCAUCGCGGCACUAAAUCAAGAUCAUGCUCUUGCCCGUCUGGUGGAGGCAUACAGAGCACAUGGACAUAAGGCUGCUAAAAUUAACCCCUUACUGCCCCAAAAGCCUGUGGUUGACAGUGUCCCGGAGAUAAACAUGCUUACUGGCACCAUAAGAGGACAACUCAACACCUCAGGUCUACAGCACUUUGGAAAGGCGGAGGCUUCAGUAGAAGAGGUUCAGGCCUACUUGGAAGAAGCCUACUGUGGCCAGCUGUCAGUGGAGACCAGCCAGCUGAGCAGCCUGGAGGAGAGGGAGUGGUUUGCUGACCGCUUUGAGGAGCUCAAGAGGAAAAGUUUCUCCCCUGAGGAGAGGAAGCAUCUGGCCAAGGUCAUGUUGGAGUCUCAGGAGUUUGACCACUUCCUGGCCACCAAGUUUGCUACUGUGAAACGUUACGGAGGCGAAGGAGCAGAGAGCAUGAUGGGCUUUUUCUACGAGCUUUUCCACCAGUCGGCCCUCAGCGGAGUCACCGACGUUGUCAUUGGCAUGCCCCACAGAGGCCGACUGAACCUCCUGACAGGCCUGCUGAAGUUCCCACCAGAGCUCAUGUUCCGAAAGAUGCGUGGCCUCAGUGAGUUCCCUGACACUUCACCCUCCAUCGGUGAUGUCCUCUCCCACCUCACCUCCUCAGUGGAGUUGGAUUUCGGAGCCGGACACCCUCUUCAUGUGACCAUGCUGCCUAACCCAUCUCACCUUGAGGCCAUCAACCCGGUGGCUCAGGGCAAAACCCGAGCCAGGCAGCAGCUCAGGAAAGAAGGGGACUAUUCGCCCGAAGACAAUGCCCAGCCAGGGGACCAAGUCAUCUGUCUGCAGGUCCAUGGUGAUGGCUCUUUCACAGGUCAAGGGAUUGUUCCAGAAACUCUGACCCUCUCAAACCUUCCUCACUAUAGAGUCGGAGGGAGCAUCCACCUCAUUGUGAACAACCAAGUGGGUUACACCACUCCAUCGGAGAGAGGGAGAUCCUCUUUGUACUGUAGUGAUGUUGGUAAGAUGGUGAACUGUGCUGUGAUCCAUGUAAAUGGAGAUAAUGCAGAGGAGGUGCUGCGGGCCACUCGGCUGGCUGUAGACUACCAGCGGUGUUUCAGGAAAGAUGUAAUCCUGGAUCUGAUCUGCUACCGUCAGUGGGGCCACAACGAGCUGGAUGAGCCUUUCUUCACCAACCCAGCCAUGUACAAGAUCAUCCGCUCCCGUAAGAGUGUCCCAGACUCCUACUCAGACCAACUGAUCUCUGAGGGUCUGAUGACUGACGCUGAGCGUGACGAGAUCAAAUCCAAAUACUACGGCAUGCUCAACGACAAGUUGGCCAACAUGACGCUGUACAGCCCACCACCCACCAACCUGCAGGGCCGCUGGGGAGACCUGGUCGAACCCCAGGCCAGGGUCACUACCUGGGACACAGGUGUCCCCAUUCCUCUGCUGCAGUUUGUAGGAGCAAAAUCUGUGGACAUCCCUGAACAAAUCCAGGUGCACAGUCACCUUGGAAAGACCCACGUGCAGGCUCGGUUGCAGAAGUUGGAAGAGGGCACCAAACUGGACUGGUCCACAGCAGAGGCUCUUGCUUUCGGGUCUCUACUCUGUCAAGGCUUUAAUAUUCGAAUCAGCGGUCAGGAUGUUGGAAGAGGCACGUUUAGUCAACGCCAUGCCAUGGUGGUGUGUCAAGACACCAAUGACAUGUACAUCCCUCUAAACCAAAUCAGCCCUCAGCAGACAGGUUUCCUGGAGGUGUGUAACAGCCCCCUGUCUGAGGAGGCGGUGCUUGGAUUUGAAUAUGGUAUGAGCAUCGCACAGCCGAAGCUGCUUCCUAUCUGGGAGGCUCAGUUUGGGGAUUUCUUCAACGGAGCGCAGAUCAUCUUUGAUACCUUCAUCUCUGGAGGUGAAGCCAAAUGGCUGCUACAGUGUGGGAUGGUGAUCCUGCUGCCUCACGGGUACGAUGGAGCCGGACCUGAACACUCUUCCUGCCGUAUGGAGCGUUUCCUCCAGAUGUGUGACAGUAAAGUGGAGGGUGUGGACGGCGACAAUGUGAAUAUGGCUGUGGUCAAUCCCACCACUUCUGCUCAGUAUUUCCACCUGCUGAGGCGACAGAUGAUCCGAAACUUCCGCAAACCUCUCAUUGUGGUUGGACCCAAGACACUGCUCAGAUUUUCUGGGGCAGUGUCCAGUCUGACUGAAAUGGCACCAGGAACGUCUUUCAGACCAGUGUUAGGUGACACUUCAGUCUCAGCAGAAAGUGUCCAUAAGGUGGUGCUGUGCUCAGGGAAACAUUACUAUGCCCUGCUGAAACAGAGGGAGGCCUCAGCAGCAAACCAGAACACAGCGCUCAUCCGUGUGGAGGAGCUGUGUCCGUUCCCACUGGUGGCUCUGCAGCAGGAGCUCAAAAAGUAUCCCAAUGCCAAAGAGUUUAUUUGGAGUCAGGAGGAGCCUCAGAACAUGGGCCCCUGGUCUUUUGUAGCUCCCAGGUUUGAGAAGCAGCUGGCCUGCAAGCUCCGGUUAGUGAGCCGACCUGCUCUGCCUGCCCCCGCUGUCGGAAUAGGCACCCUCCACCACCAGCAACAAGAGGCCAUCCUCACAGCUACCUUCUCCUAAGACUUAACAAGACUGGGAACCAAAAUAACCAAGCUUCAGUACGACACUACAUACUGAAUCUACUGUGGUCCUCCCACCAUCAUCAGUAAGUGCACAGAGCUGCUGCACGGCACAGAUGGGACCGUUAGACGGUGUGGAUGCAUAGUUUUUGAAACAAAUUGGUUAGUAAUUUAAAGAACAAAUCAAAGGAAGUGUUAAAGAGAAUAGUGUUGAUAAUUUUAUUGUACUCUGAUAGUCAAACACAGGUUUUAAUUAUUAUGUGUAUGUGGUUUGAGGGCAAGGCCUGAAUCCUGGUCCACUUGUUUUUUUCCCCCUUCCUCUCGUUUAACAUGCCUAUUUUCUUUCUUUGUUUAAGGUUAAAGACACUAUGGUAAGAAAAAAGACAUUUGCUAAUUUGGUUCGUAUCUGAAUCGAGGCCUUAGAAACGAUGUUUACAGUGUGAUUGUAACAAAGAGGCACUUUUCGCUGACCAUCGUAUUUGUAGCACUUGGGGACUGUAUUUUGCCGGUGUCAAACCUCCACAUUUCAGGAAUCAAAACUAUGUAGUUGCCUUGUGCAUUUAGUCAUCUUGAGUUGUGAAUUUUUGUACUGUUGUGAACAGGAAAUAUCAGUGUAGCUUGUUAGAAAUCUCUGAGCAUUGUCCUUGUCAUAUUUGCAUAUGACGGGGAGUAUUUUAACUGGAUUUAACUACAUUUAAGAGGGAGAUGAAACUUUCUGAACAAAGGGAAUUAUUACCAUUGUGACUGUUAAAUGUUUGUCCCACCAAGAGUUUAUCUGGGCAUUUCAUGGUACAAAUUUGGACUUUAUCAUUUUCAUUAUUUAAUUAUGGUUUAAACUGAGGCAUGAGUUCAAAGUUCAGACACUAAAGGGCCGAUGUAAAUAAAAUCUGAAUAUUAAAAUGGAAAUAUUUUCAAAUAAAACU